GCUCUCUUCAUUUCUGGUUGCUCAAACCAACCAGCUCAAAGCCAAAGAGCUCCUCUGUCCCUCUCACACUGACCGAGCUUUAAACCAGAACUAUUCCACAAAAAAACUGAGAAAUGACUCCAGAGGAAGUUGCUCAAGCCUAAGGUAACUGGUAAGCCUCAAACCAAAGGAGAACAGGUGUAACAGACAGAGGGGAGAGCGACAGGUAAUAAGUGAAUUACCUUUCCGGUGUUCAAAUCAGUGCAGUUCAAGUUUCUACGCCUUUAUAACAGAUCUGAAGAUUUCAGCGGCAGCCAUGACUCAGAGCAAUGGGGAGAACCCUCAGAGGACCCGGAGUGGUCUCCACCAGAUCCGGGCCGGCAUCCAGUCCCGGUCACUGCUGGCCAAGAAGAGAGUGGAAAACAUCACAAAGAGUGAUGUAAAAGCAUUCUUCAUAAGAAAUGCCUUUGUGAUAUUUACCGUUGCUGCUGUCGUUAUUGGUAUAAUCCUGGGAUUUGCCUUGCGACCUUACAAAAUGUCUUAUCGCGAAGUGAAGUUCUUCUCUUUUCCCGGAGAGCUGCUGAUGAGAAUGCUUCAGAUGCUGGUGCUGCCCCUGCUGAUUUCCAGUCUCAUCACAGGUAUGGCUGCUCUAGACAGCCGUGCAUCUGGUAAAAUGGGUAUGAGGGCGGUAGUCUACUACACCACCACCACUGUGAUUGCUGUGUUCAUUGGGAUCGUCAUGGUGCUCAUUAUUCACCCUGGAAAAGGAUCCAAGGAUGAGUUUACCAAGCAGCCGAAGAUAGAGCAGAUAAGCCCGGCUGAUGCAUUUCUCGACCUCAUCAGAAACAUGUUCCCUCCUAACCUUGUGGAGGCUUGCACUAAACAGUUCAAGACGCAGUAUGCCAAGAGAGUAGUCCAAGUGACAAUGACAGUGAAUGAUACAAUAUUCACAGUCAAUGGCAGCCAGGAGAUAUCCCGGGAGGAGAUGAUCCCAGUGCCGGGGAAAGUGGAUGGAGUCAACGCUCUCGGUCUGGUGGUGUUUUCCAUGUGCUUUGGUCUGAUCAUCGGUAGCAUGAGGGAGCAGGGGCAGCCCCUCAAGGACUUUUUCGACUGUCUCAAUGAAGCCAUCAUGAGGCUGGUUGCCAUAAUCAUGUGGUAUGCCCCUAUCGGUAUUUUGUUCCUGAUUGCUGGUAAGAUUGUGGAGAUGGAUGACAUCACAACCAUGGGUGGCCAGCUGGGCAUGUACACAGUGACAGUCAUCUGUGGCCUGCUCAUCCAUGCCAUCGUCGUCCUUCCAACACUCUACUUUGCCGUCACCAGGAAAAACCCCUUUGUCUUCAUUGCAGGGAUUUUGCAGGCACUCAUCACUGCCCUGGGAACAUCCUCUAGUUCUGCCACUUUGCCCAUCACUUUUAAAUGCCUUGAGGAAAACAACAAGGUGGACAAGCGUGUGACCCGUUUUGUACUCCCUGUAGGUGCCACCAUAAACAUGGAUGGCACAGCCCUGUACGAAGCCCUGGCAGCCAUCUUUAUUGCUCAGGUUAAUGACUAUGACCUUAACUUCGGACAGAUUCUCACCAUCAGUAUCACGGCCACAGCAGCCAGCAUUGGAGCAGCUGGAAUCCCUCAGGCAGGACUGGUUACCAUGGUGAUAGUGCUAACCUCUGUAGGCCUGCCCACUGAUGACAUCACACUUAUCAUUGCAGUUGAUUGGUUCCUGGACCGAUUGCGCACCACAACUAAUGUCCUAGGAGACUCCAUUGGUGCAGGUAUAGUGGAGCACCUGUCUCGCCACGAGUUGAAGAAUAAAGACCCAGAGGUGGGCAACUCGGUGGUAGAGGAGGCUGACAAGAAGCCUUAUCAGCUCAUCUGCCAGGAGAAUGAGUUUGAGAACGAGAGGCCUGCUGACAACGAGACCAAGAUGUAGUUGUAAUAUUUUGUCAGAGGUUUCAUGAAUUCUUAUGAAAAACUUUACAUUGAACCAUUUUUCUGUUCUAAGCUCUACUUUAUAUCUCCAUGUCAAAAUCUUCUUCUCACAAAAUUGGAGGUCUCACCUGAUCACAUACAGCUAGAAUAAAUUUCACUAUGAGCCAAGAUUCGUUCCAGCAAAGUGUAUGGUCUGAUGUGGACUCUCAUGACUCCAAGUAGAGAAAAACGGUUCACUUCUGCAUUGUUUUUCUAAGGGUUUGUGCUAUGAAGCUUCCUACAUGUGUCCACCACAGGGUGGCAGCUGUUUGGUGGUUUGUGGCCUCCAUGCCAUAUCCAACUCCUCUCAGAACUGUCGUGACUAAUCUCAGCCACUAGAGGCCAGUAUCAGUGCAAGUCUUAACACUGCAGCAGAUUUACAGACCAAAACAUGCACAGACUUUUUUCUGGCUUUAAAGUUGUUUUUAUUUUUGUUUCUGUGGUGUGUGAAAAGAAGUCAUUGAAGUGUGAGUGAAAAUCUGUGGACUGAUGUGAAAAGUGUUGGAUAUCAUGCAUAUACACUGUGACCAGGCCAAUUUCAUUGGGGGAAAAGGGCUAUUUACACAUUACUGUACAGACAUUGAUGGCUUUAAUUUCUAUGAUUUUGGUAUUUUUGUACAGGAAUAAAUUGAAUGAAUCAUGCCAUUUAUUAAAUACAUUGAGGUAAACAUGUUUUCCUCACCCUAAUUGUCCAAAUCAGUGUGCUAUUGUUAGGCAAAAGAAGCUGUUAGAAUACCAUGGUAACUGUAAUUGUGCCUGCCUUACCAGUCUUAAUGGAUGAGGCAAUCUUUUUUUUUUCUUUUUUGUCCAGUCAUUACAAUCACUAGGACUGACGAACCAAAAUCACUCAGCUAUGUUCUUAGCAGAGAUUUUGAACAGUAAUCAAUUAAGAAUAUUAACCAAUUAUAUUUUGACCAAAAAAGAAGCACCAAAAAUAUUGUCUUAUUAUUUGUAAGAUUGAAUGAAAUACAAUUGAAUCAUACCCACCCAUUACCGAACAAACUGAUAACACACCCAGUGAUGCAGUAAUUAUUAACAGGAAAAUAGUAAGAUAGUGUAUUUCUAAAAAAUGGUCAUUGUGUCACUCAGUGCCUCGAAAAAACAAGCUCCUACCACAGAGCAGAUCCUGUAACAUGGCUGUGGAAUUCCAAAUUUUUUAGUUAGUGUGGAAUAUCUACUUAAUAUUAAAUAUAAAAUUAGUGAAAUAGUAAUAGUAAUUGUAGUCAGCAGAUUGGAUAUAUUAUUUUCUAAAUGAGCUAGGCUACACUCAAGUCCUGAAUAUUUCCAAUUCUUCCUUUUCUGCGUAAUGAGAUCCAGUGAUUAUUUCACACGGUUUAAUGUGGAUGCAUGCAGUAAAGUCAUGGAUUUAAUUUCCAAUCCUCAGCUUUUAUUUUGUUAGUUUGGAUUUGUAAGUGCUGCUUUGUAUUUAAACUACUAUUACAUAACAAAUGCAACAUUUACAUAGAAAUUGUAUAGACGAUUAUUCUGAAUAUAAUGUACUUGUAUAGAGAAAUGUAGAUAAAAGUUGUAGAUUUCAAAUGAUAAAAGAUUACUUGAGAACUGUGUAUGUAAAGAUGCUAUAACCCAGCUCCUGUCAAACCUCAUGACCAAACUAACAAUCCCUUAUUUUCCUUUUAUGAAUGCAAAACUGGAUGAUUUAAAGGACCAAAUGAUUUAUUUUACAGACUUGAGGAAAUGUAAUAGUUUGUUUACAAAUGCUGGUGUCUCUCCUCUCAUGUGAAUGCAGACACACACACACACACACACACACACACACACACACACACACAGACACACACACACACACACACACACACACACACACACACACAGACACACACACACACACACACACAUACACACGAACACACCGAAUGGUUUGUCUUGCAUGGAUUUAAAAAAAUAAAAACAAUGAAAUCA
Molecule: messenger RNA, 3864 nt
Organism: Scomber japonicus (chub mackerel)
Lineage: Eukaryota; Metazoa; Chordata; Actinopteri; Scombriformes; Scombridae
Gene: slc1a3a
Product: solute carrier family 1 member 3a
Exons: 10
Coding region: 296-1906 (536 amino acids)
Biological process (GO): L-glutamate import across plasma membrane; D-aspartate import across plasma membrane; L-aspartate import across plasma membrane
Cellular component (GO): plasma membrane
Molecular function (GO): L-glutamate transmembrane transporter activity; glutamate:sodium symporter activity; neutral L-amino acid transmembrane transporter activity
Source: RefSeq, a predicted model, not a curated record